Messenger RNA from Aspergillus novofumigatus IBT 16806, 4677 nucleotides. RefSeq names its product NACHT and TPR domain protein. Gene Ontology annotation, molecular function: protein binding. NCBI's taxonomy places the organism in Eukaryota, Fungi, Ascomycota, Eurotiomycetes, Eurotiales, Aspergillaceae. The record is from RefSeq and is a predicted model, not a curated record. The coding region runs from base 226 to 4374 and encodes 1382 amino acids. The transcript is spliced from 3 exons.
CCUCAGCCGCACUUCACUCUGACCAUACAUUUUCCCUUAAAGGCCCUUCGCGCCCAUCAGCAUGGAGCGUGGGGUUCAUAAUUGGCACGCCGCGACUGUCAAGUCGCUGGUUUUAACAUUACAUAGUGUUCGGCAGACGACCGGACUCCAAACACAACGUUGAUGAUAAUACUCACCUAUGCAACAUACUUGUUGGAAAUUACGACAUAGAUCAAGUCCAGGAAAAUGACCGUCAAAAACAAUCAAAUCCCCGCCAUCUACGCGCGGGCGAUCGAAAAGUACAAGGAAAUCACUAAAGAGGAUCUCGAUGUCGCCUUCCUCUGCAAGCUCCAGAAUGUCGAUGACCUGGCCAAAGAGAUCGAUGAGCGUAACAAAUCCUUCAGCGAGUACCGCCAUAAACGCGGCGUCAUCUUCGAUGCCAUGCAGGCGGCACUCAUUCCAGUCCAGCUGUUCGGCGAUAUAGCGGCCGGAGGCGCGUCGAUGGCCUUUCCUCCCAGCAGUCUUGUUUUUGGCGCAGUGACCUACCUCGUGACGGCUGCCAAAGGCGUGUCGAGCUCGUACGAUGCGAUUGAGGAUCUGAUGGGAACAUUAAAGGAUUUCACUAUCCGAUUAAAAGCCUACGGCCAGGAGCGAAUUUCCGAAGAUCUCAGCGACAAGCUGAGUGAUAUCCUCACCACGUUGGUGGAAAUUUUCGCCCUUUCAACCAAGGCCAUCAAGCGAGGUAGACUGCUCAAGUUCACUCGCAACAUCCUCCUGGGCACCGACGACGCCAUCAAAGAGGCAGUGGGUAAACUGGAUAAGUUGACCAAAGUGGAAGCGAGCCUCGUUGGUGCGGAAACCCUGGUCGAGGCCAAACGGACGGGGCGCGUGGUGGACACAGUCCAAACCACUGUCACGUCGACGAAUGUCACAGUGCAAGAGACGGGAAAGGCCGUCAAUCAGAUGACCGUGCAGGUCACCGAGGUACAUGAAAUGCUGGGCAACCUAUUGAUCGCGACGAACGGCAAGGAUGCAAAUCAUGGGGACUCGGCAAAGUCACAGCGCGACCUUGUGAGGAAGAUUCUGCAACCAUCCGCAACAGACUCGGCACAGGAUUGGUAUGACAAGAUCAGCAAAGCCCGCGUCCCUGGCACAGGAGAUUGGGUUAAGCAUGAAGAUGUGUUCCAGGGCUGGUUGCACCGAGAGCUCCCCGUCAUGUUUAUCUCUGGUAAUCCUGGAGCUGGCAAAUCCUAUCUUUCAUCCAGCAUUAUCACCUUCCUCAAAGACCAAUACCCGCAGGGGGUACAACAUUCCUCACAUGUCUCCAUAGCGUACUUCUUCUUCAAGGAUGACAACCCGACCACGAGGUCAUUUCACCAGGCCCUGCGGGAUCUCGCCUUACAGAUCAGCAGCAAUGAUACGGCAUAUGAGAAGUACCUUGCAGCCAUUGGAGAUCAUGGGAGCGUCAGCACUUUGGAAAGUGCGUGGCGGACCCUUUUUGUCAACUAUUUCCUGAAGAAAGAAUCGAUCACGAGCAGUGUUUAUCUCCUCUUCGAUGCGGUCGAUGAGGCCUUUGAGGAGGAAAGACUCCCCUUCUUGCAGCUUGCCAAGGACAUUCUGGACUCCCCGAAUCGCGGCCGUUUGCAGUUGGCCAUGGUUGGACGGCCGCAUAUCAGCGACCAGCUGGCUGAAGCGCUCGAAACCAACGUCCCGACAAUCUAUGUGACAACACAAAAGAAUUCCGCCGAUAUCGACCGAUACAUCAAAACUAGUAUUCAGAAAUCAGUGAUCCUUCGACGCGUCUCCCCCGCAUUACGAAAGGAAAUCGUCGAAAAAUUGUCAGUAGGUGCUGAGGGCAUGUUUCUCUGGGUGAAUUUGAUGCUGCAGGAGCUGGUGAAGAAGCGUAAUGAGUCCAGUAUCCGUAAGAGCCUGGAGCAGGCGCCCAAGGGCUUAAGGGAAAUGCUGCGCCAUGUCCUCAUGAGCUUCUCUGCCAGUCUGAACGACGACGAGCUGGAGUUUCUCAACGAGCUUUUGCUGUGGGCCACCUGUGCAGUUCGUCCACUGACCCUUGGCGAGGUGGAGGCAAUCCUCGAGUUAAAGUCGGCCGAGGGGGAUGGGAUGAUUUACCUCGAAGGUGCUCUUCGCAAGCAAUUCGCUGCCUUCUUCAACCUCGACCGCGAUGACGGUUUGACCACAACAGAGCUCCAGACCUUGGCAGACAGGGCAUAUGAGUCUGACGACGAACCUGUUACUAAAGAGGAGAGUGAUGACCAGGAAGCGUUCGAAGACAUCGAGAACAUCAUAGAGUUUGAUUCGAACAAGGAGUCGACAACCGUCACCUUCAGCCACGCUUCCCUAGGAGAUUUCUUCCGCAACACAAAUGAGGGCAAGGUCUCUGCCGCGGAGGACAGACUGCCGGUUGGAGUUGUCUAUAAUGAUGCCAAAGCCCAUGUCCUCAAGACGUGCCUCAAGGUUCUCACCGAUACUGAGUUUUCCCAGAAGCCUAAGGACCCCAGCGUCAUGCUGAACUACGCCGCAAGUAAUUGGGUGCAAUACCUUCAAUUAGUGCAGCCCUCAGAGACAUCGCUCGAGGACAAGAAGACAAUUGCCGGCAUGCUGGCCAGUAUGUUUGGUAUGGAAGAGUACAUGGCGAAAUGGGUGCCACGGAGAAGCUGGGUCCCAACAACCGAGAAUCUUAAAGCCAUUCACGGUUGGUGGGAUGAUCCCAAGGUUGUAGAGUCGCUUGCAGACAAAGAGGCCAAAUUCGUCCUUUCCGUCAAGGAGAAACCCGGCGAGACCUUCCGACCGAUCGCUAAGUUCUACACUAGAGAAUGGUUGGCUAAUGACAAAGCCAUCUGGCCAAUUGACGAGGCGGCGGCUAUGAUUGCCAGCCUUCUCAAGUGUCAAAGAGGGAUCAAUGAGGAUUUUCUUUCCUCUUUUGCACCGACUGUCGCGGAGGUCAUUGAGGCCGCUGAAUGGGCGCAGAUCGAGAAGACAUCCUGCUGGUACCAAAGGAUCGCCGUCGUGUUGCGCCGGACCGGCCACCUAGACGAGGCUCUGGAGUAUUACAGGAAGGCAACUGCCAUAGAUCCGAACAAUUGGAUUGCCAAAGCAGGCAUGGCCGUUACGCACAUGGAAAGACAAAAAUGGGAAGCGGCUGUUGCGCUCGAUAAGGAAGUAGAGGCAUUUUUAGGAAAGCUGCUCAUUGACGAGUCUGAUCAGAAAGAAUGGCUAACUGCACACCUGCACGCAACACUAGACCGCAUGGCAACCUGCUAUAAGGAGCUGGGUGAGGGGGAGAAGCAAUACGUUGAGAUCAAGAAAGCUCUCGCGGUUGUUCCCUUCUGCCGCGUCUGCACACAUAAGAUACUGCGUUUCCAUAACGAAACGGGCCGAUUUGAAGAGACCAUCUCUCUUGUGAAAGAAUUCACCGACGCAAAAGUUUCCGACAAAGAGUACAGUCGGCUAACCGAGUUCCUAUGGAAAAUGCCAACCGCGGAUGAAGGGGUGAUUGAGUACUUAGCUGACGCUGGCCAGGCCACGGGAAAUCUCAAGCUCAUAGUGCGUUCCUACCGCGAUGCGGCCCGAGCGGCCCGAAAGUUGUCCAUGACUGUUGUUGCGGCUCAUUUGGACCUUUCGCUCGCGAGAAUCUAUUCCGAAUACACGCGAGAGGAAGAUAAGGCGACAAAGGGGUGGAUGAGGAUUCUUAACACAUAUGGAUCGGCCAAGGAAGAAGGCCAGAUUGGCUCAGCCAAGGUGACCGCCUCCUCCAAGCUGGCCCAACUUUGGUUGUGUCAUGCCAUCGAUGCGGGCUUGGAUUCUCCUGAGGCGGAGGAGUACGUGGGCCGGUUGGAGCAGCUGGUUUCACGGUACAGGACCGAGGACACGUCCGCUUUGUGGGUCGCGGCGCGGGCUCGGGCGAUUUCUCUGGGUGUGUGGUACCGCUUGAUCGGCCGACACGAUGACGCGCGGGCUUUGCUCGCUCCAUCCGUCAAACGGGCUAUACAAAUCUUAUCCGAUGAUGACCCGGAGAACGAUGACGCAGGAUUGACAGAUUUGCAAAAUGCUUUGCUCGCUGCCGGUGAUGCCAAGAAUGUGAUUGCGAUUGCCUAUGCUCUCGGACGAUAUGCGGAUAAAUACGAGCAGCAAAUCAUGGCCGGUGACUACGUCUACACCUGCGAUGGACCAUGCCGAAAGCUGUCUCGAACGAUGGAGGGCAUUUCGUUGUGCUCGAUCUGCUUUAACACGGGCUUUUGCAAGGAUUGCGUGGAGGUGCUGCGGACGGGGCCAUGCCAUUCCGAGUAUAAGGUGGAGGCCAACCGAGUUCUGGUGGAGGGACAGGUUUUGACCUAUGCGGAAUGGCUCGCUCAGUUGAAGAAGGAAUGGAAGGUGUAGGUCGCCAGUAGCGGGGAUUGACGGGAAGUGGCCAGCUUUGUCAUGUUUCAAUAGCGCCAAUCCGUUAAUGUAUCGCCGCAAGUUGAUUGAUGUAUCAGUAGGGAGGAGAUGAUGAGGACAAUGGACUAACCUGAGGGUGAAAGGUGAGAGUGGAGAGACUGUCAAGAGAUGCUUUCCCCAACACAAGAACAACAUGUGAUAUGUGCUGGCCUGCCGGGAUUAUCAGGCACCAACCGCUAUUAUCAUUUCAAUAAUGUAUUUUCACUAUACGUCCACCAGACUCGGACUGUCUAUCGAUGUUGC